Puccinia graminis f. sp. tritici CRL 75-36-700-3 is the source of this 1818-nucleotide messenger RNA. Its product is annotated as D-3-phosphoglycerate dehydrogenase. The record is from RefSeq and is a predicted model, not a curated record. Lineage: Eukaryota; Fungi; Basidiomycota; Pucciniomycetes; Pucciniales; Pucciniaceae. Gene Ontology annotation, molecular function: oxidoreductase activity, acting on the CH-OH group of donors, NAD or NADP as acceptor; NAD binding. The coding region runs from base 103 to 1527 and encodes 474 amino acids. The transcript is spliced from 2 exons.
CGGGCGGUGUCCGUAUUGGGACUCGGAGGUGUGAGGAUAAAGGUUUGAGUAUUUCAGGCAGCAGAGAACACUCAUCCUCAAACCACCAGGACCGUAUCGAAGAUGGGCGCAGAAACCAACAAAGCUGACGAACCACUUCAUGGGGGUAGGGAGGGCGAGAUGACCGGCAGGGAUGGUGCCGAAGACCGCGUCCGAUCUCUGGCCCCGAAGGCCCAACAUUCCCGUGCACUCAGCGUGCCCAAGGUCCUUACCCCCUGGGCAGUCAAAGAGACACGGAUCCUCCUCCUCGAGAAUAUCAACCCAAUCGCCGUCAAGCUCUUCAAGGACCAUGGCUACACUGUCGACGAGAUCAAACAUGCCCUCAACGAGGACCAACUGAUCGAGCACCUUCGAUCGAAUCAUUACUCCGGACUCGGAAUCAGGAGUAAGACUAGAGUCACCGAACGGGUCAUCAAGGAAGCUGGUGCAAACUUAUUGGUUAUCGGUUGCUUUUGUAUUGGUACCAACCAGGUCGAUCUAGAUGUUGCUGCAUCAGCCGGGAUCUGUGUCUUCAAUUCGCCGUUCUCCAACUCGCGCUCGGUAGCCGAACUAGUGAUCGGAGAGCUGAUUGCACUAGCCCGACAACUGACGGAUCGUUCGAGCGAGAUCCACAACGGGGUCUGGAACAAGGUCUCGAAGGGAUGCUACGAGGUGCGAGGGAAGACGCUAGGAAUCGUGGGCUAUGGGCAUAUUGGUUCCCAACUGAGUGUUCUGGCCGAAGCGAUGGGAAUGAACGUGAUCUACUACGACGUCCUGCCGAUCAUGCCGCUCGGCUCGGCGACCCAGAUCGACACUCUGGAGGCCAUGCUCAGCAAGGCGGACUUCGUCAGCCUCCACGUACCCGAGCUGCCAGAAACCAUCAACCUCGUCUCCGCCAAGGAACUCGGACACAUGAAGCCGGGCAGCUAUCUGAUCAAUAAUUCCCGCGGACGGGUAGUUGACAUCCCUGCACUGAUCGAAGCCAUGGAGGCUGGCCGGAUUGCCGGCGCAGCCCUGGACGUGUUCCCCAACGAGCCGGGCUCGAAUGGCGAAAGAUUCGACGACCAACUGAACCCGUGGACGAGCCGGUUGCUCGGCCUGAGCAACUUGAUCCUUACUUCCCACAUCGGCGGGUCGACCGAAGAGGCUCAGAAGGCCAUCGGCAACGAGGUCUCAAACUCUAUGAUCAAAUAUCUCACCUUUGGCUCCACCCUCACCUCCGUCAACUUCCCCGAGGUCUCCCUACGUCCGAUCCUCGAGUCCGGCCUCGUCAGAGUCUGUCAUGCCCAUCACAACCAGCCCGGUGUCCUCAAGAACAUCAACUCUAUCCUGGCUGAUUACAACGUCGAGAAACAGUACUCGGAUAGUAAAGCUGACAUUGCUUAUCUAAUGGCCGACAUCCAACUCAGCGAUACCGAUAACCGAUCCAAGUCUCACAUCGAGAUCUCAGACCUCUUCUCUGGCAUCUCAAGUACCUCUAGCAAUAUCAAAACCAGGGUACUAUAUUGAUCGUACUCUUCAGUUAAAACCUUCUGCUUCUUUUAUUACCAGAAACACGCACCAAGUUUCUCUUGAUUACCAUUAUGAUGAUCCCUAGGAUCCUUUUGAAAAAUUAACUUCCUCAGCUCAUUGAUAGAACUGAGUCUUCUCCUCUUGGCCUUAUUGAUUGAAUUGAACAUUUAUUGCCAUUAUCAUAUUGAAAAAUCCAAUUGCUGCAUUUUUUCUUGCUACUACAUUGAAUUCUGAAACAGUGACAUACCUUCAGCUACAGCUGGAGAAAAAAAGAAGGGAUCAAUGUGG